GCAGCUGCCAUGUUUGAGUUUCUGCGCCAAGAGCUUCCUUUCUACCGCGUCGUGUAUAGCAUCAGGCGCGGAGGAGUGCAGACAGCCAUCAGCACGCCGCGCUUCACCAGCGUGUUCGGCGUCGACGAUACCUGUCGGUUUGCGUCUGAUGGAAAGCUGGUCGACGCGAAGACGGGCAGGCCGGCCGAGACGAGGCGCUACACGUGCGCACCUCGUCCCAUUCCGCAGUGCCUCGAAGAGCUGAGACUGGUGACGGAGGGAACCACUGGGGAAACGUUCAACAUGUGCCUGGUCAACUACUACGCCGACGGCAGAGACAGCAUCUCGUUCCAUUCCGACGACGAGCGCUUUUUGGGCCCCACGCCGGCCAUUGCAUCUUAUAGCUUGGGUGCAAAGCGCGACUUUCUGAUGAAGCACAAGCCGAGAGCCGCGAAAGACGGCGACGCGGCCGAGGAGCCAAAGGGGGUGAAGCUGGCGCUGGGGUCGGGGGACAUGGUUCUCAUGCGCGGCCCGACGCAGGCGAACUGGCUGCACAGCAUACCGAAGCGGGCCGGACCCGAGGCGGGCAAGGGGAGAAUCAACAUUACCUUUAGGAAAGCCAUGGUCAGGGGCGGGACGGAGAAUUACUACCAGUACAAUGUGGGAAGCGGACAGGUGCAUAGGUGGGAUGCGCGGGCGCAGCAAAUGGCGGCCUGGACGCCGCGCAAUGAUUCAAAUGGCGAGUAACGUGUACGUGUAUGUCUGGUGGUGGGAGCCGGACGAGGGGGGCAGGUGGGAAGGCUGCCGCAUUGCAUGGAUGGAUGGAUAGAU
Molecule: messenger RNA, 810 nt
Organism: Exserohilum turcica Et28A
Lineage: Eukaryota; Fungi; Ascomycota; Dothideomycetes; Pleosporales; Pleosporaceae
Exons: 1
Coding region: 10-726 (238 amino acids)
Biological process (GO): DNA repair
Source: RefSeq, a predicted model, not a curated record